Messenger RNA from Copidosoma floridanum, 280 nucleotides. It is a transcript of the gene ND-13B, whose product is annotated as NADH dehydrogenase (ubiquinone) subunit ND-13B. The record is from RefSeq and is a predicted model, not a curated record. Gene Ontology annotation, biological process: respiratory electron transport chain. Lineage: Eukaryota; Metazoa; Arthropoda; Insecta; Hymenoptera; Encyrtidae. Gene Ontology annotation, cellular component: respiratory chain complex I.
AGGUAGAAGUAAUACAUGAUAUAGAAAAAAAAAUUGAUUGUGGACAGAUAGAAGAGCUCAUUUUACAAGCAAAUAAAGAAUUGAAGUUGGCUAGAAGUAUGUUGGAAUGGAGAUCUUGGGAACAACAAAUUAAUAAAAAUUUUGAUGACCAAUGGUCAUGGCCACCACACUCAUAAUAUUUGAAGUUGUAAUGUAGAUGGAAAAGCGUGUAGUUCAAAUUUUUUUUUAUUCUUAUGUGCAGAUUACACAAUAAAAGAAUAUCAUUUCUUUUAAUCUAAAA